Cyprinodon variegatus (sheepshead minnow) is the source of this 1270-nucleotide messenger RNA. RefSeq names its product coenzyme Q5, methyltransferase (gene coq5). Bases 20 to 1000 code for a protein of 326 amino acids. The transcript has 7 exons. Gene Ontology annotation, biological process: ubiquinone biosynthetic process. Lineage: Eukaryota; Metazoa; Chordata; Actinopteri; Cyprinodontiformes; Cyprinodontidae. Gene Ontology annotation, molecular function: methyltransferase activity. The record is from RefSeq and is a predicted model, not a curated record.
GGUUGCGCAACUUGGCAACAUGGCAGCGUCCGUGCGGCUCUUGUUCCGUCGGAUAUCUCGUCUUUCUCACAGAAAUAUAACCUCUGCUGCUGAUAGUUUUUCACGCCGGCCAGGCUGCUGCUUUGGUCCUUUUCCCUCUCGCUGUAUUAGUGACGCAGCAGAGGACAGAAACACACACUUUGGCUUUGAGACGGUGCCCGAAGCGGAGAAGGCGAAGAGAGUAUACAAGGUGUUUGAGAAUGUGGCGGAGAAAUACGACAUCAUGAACGAUGCCAUGAGCCUCGGCAUCCAUCGACUUUGGAAGGAUAUGCUCCUGCACGUCAUGCACCCGCAGCCUGGCGCUCGACUCCUGGAUGUGGCCGGUGGAACAGGUGACAUUUCUUUUCGUUUCCUGGACUACGUUUAUCAUCAGCAAGAGAGACAGAAGCGGCGAGCUUUGGGCUCCAGUCAGACGCUGUCAUGGCAGGAUAUUUCUGAGAAGUACCCCGCUGAGGACGCUCCCCAUGAGUCCAAUUCUGUGGUUUGCGACAUCAACAAAGAGAUGCUGAAAGUGGGAAAACAGAGAGCUGACAGCAUGGGCAUCACAUCAGGUCUUUCAUGGGUGGUGGGAGACGCAGAAGAGCUGCCCUUCGAUGAUGACCAGUUUGAUAUUUACACCAUCGCCUUUGGCAUUCGGAAUGUCACACACAUCGAUCAGGCUCUUCAAGAGGCUUUUCGUGUCCUGAAGCCUGGUGGCAGAUUCAUGUGUUUAGAGUUCAGCAAAGUGACCAAUCCUGUUCUAGCGCGCCUGUAUGAUGCGUACAGUUUCCAGGUGAUCCCGGUGUUAGGAGAGGUUAUUGCUGGAGACUGGAAGUCCUAUCAGUAUUUGGUGGAGAGCAUCCGCAACUUUCCAGAUCAGGAGGAGUUCAAAGGAAUGAUCGAGGAUGCAGGUUUCUGCAGCGUGCAAUACUUCAACUUCACAGGUGGAGUGGUGGCUCUUCACUCAGGUUUCAAGCUGUGAGCUGCACGCUAAAUCCGUCGCGUAGGAGGACAGAAAAACUGCGUUUGGGGCUGAUGUGUUACGGACUGAUUUCAGACACAGCAGCUCUCUGCAGAAAGCUUAGCUUAAUAACAAGGCAGGUCGGUGGAUGUUAUUUAUUGGAUUAUCUGGGAAGUGAUGUUGCACUUGUAAAAAAAAGUACACUAGAAAUGUUUUCAUUACCUCCUCUGAAAAAAAUGUUUUUUUUUAACAUUAGCCUCAUUUGAAUAAAUAAUAGAACUUUGAACUGAU